CAUGCUGGCGAUCAAUAUAAUAGUAUGACGAUGGUUGAUCAUUCUCGCGUUAUACUUUUCAUCGAUCGUGUCCGCAUGCGCUAAUAUAAACUUUAUUGGUGGAAUGAUAUAAAUAAUGCCGUUUUUGGCGCAGUGUUAUUGAAAAAUCGUUAAAUCAAAAGUUUACAUAGCAUUGUUACGCUUAUAGAAGUAUAUUUUUAUCAUUUUUAUCAUUAAUAUUAUUUACGUUAUAAUUUUCACAAUUUAAUUAAUACAACAUGUUUUGAAUAUUUCAAUAUACCAAUAUUUCAUAUUACAUAACACGAACGGGACAGUCGUUGAUUAGGUACAAUAUUAUUAAAACGUACUAGAAGUAUACGAAGAACAAUAAUAAGCAUGGAAUAUUUAUUACCGAAUCGCUGUACGUCGACGGCGCGACUCGAAGGGAAAACGGUUAUUGUAACUGGAUGUAACACAGGAAUCGGAAAAGAAACAGCAACGGAAUUCUAUAAGAGAGGUGCUCGGGUGAUAAUGGCGUGUAGAAGUGCGUCUAGGACACAAGACGCAAUAGACAGCAUUAAAAAUCAGACAGAAGGAGAUAAAAACGUCGGAGAGUUGGUUUUUAAACAUUUGGAAUUGUCGUUUUUUGCAUCCGUGAGGAAAUGUGCAAAAGAGAUACUAAAAACCGAGAAAAGAAUUGAUAUUCUAGUAAAUAAUGCGGGUAUAAUGAUGUGUCCGAAAACAUUGUCAGAGAACGGAAUCGAACUUCAUUUGGCAACCAACCAUUUAGGUCAUUUUCUGUUUACGCUCUUGUUACUGCCCAGAAUACUGAGGUCCGCUCCGGCUAGGAUAAUCAACGUAACUUCAGUGGCUCACAAAUGGGGCGAUCAAAAAAUGCAUUUCGAUGACAUAAAUCUAGACAAGAACUACACACCCAGUGGGGCGUACGGCCGCUCAAAGUUGGCCAACAUUUUGUUCACCGUGGAACUGGCUAAACGUUUAAAUGGUACCGGAGUGACAGUGUAUGCGGUCAAUCCAGGAGUCGUUCACACUGAACUUAGCCGGUUUGUCGAUCAGACUAUCUUUCCUGGCGCGUCGUGGCUGUACAACAGUUUUACGAAAAUCGCCGUAAAGACACCCCAACAGGGCGCUCAGACCACGUUACACUGCGCUCUGGACGAGAAAUGCGCUAGCGAAAGUGGUUUAUAUUACAGCGAUUGCAAGGUAGCUGAACCGGAACCCGUGGCUAAAGACGAAGAGGUCAGCUCAGAGUUGUGGGACACUAGUUGCGUAAUUGUUAAUUUGGAACCUUCGGUAGAUCCUUUCCAACCGGAGAAAGAUGAUGACGUAUCGAUUUAAAAACUGUUUUACUCAUCAUGAGAUGUUUUUCACAACAAUAUUGUACACAAACGUUGAGUUAUUUUUAAGGUUUUGUUUUUCAAAUUAAAAAUAUUUGUUUAUGAUAUAAAUAAUAGUUAUGUACUUAUUCUAUCUAAUAAUUUAUAAUCUAAUUAUAUAUUAGUUUAUUACACUGCAGUUUAUAAUGCACUUAUGUUACUGAGCGACGUAUUACAGAUGCAAAGUAUUGACAUAAGGAUAGACACCUCCUUCGAAAUAUUUGUUUGAAAAAGUAUCUAUGCAUGGCGCAAAAAGAAAAAUUGUUUUUAUAAUUGCGAAGAAACAUAAUCACUCAAAAAUGAAAAUUAUUUAUUUGUACAAAUAACUGUAAUUUUUUACGACACUGGGUCAGUCAGUAAUCUUUGUUUAAGAAAUAAAAUAAUUUACUUUAAUUUUAUAUAAAUAAAGUUGCUCAUAAUAUUAAAACAGUGCCUAUUUUGUUAAUAAAUAAAAAUAUUUUUCUUUUA
Rhopalosiphum padi (bird cherry-oat aphid) is the source of this 1844-nucleotide messenger RNA. RefSeq names its product retinol dehydrogenase 11-like. Bases 376 to 1338 code for a protein of 320 amino acids. The record is from RefSeq and is a predicted model, not a curated record. Lineage: Eukaryota; Metazoa; Arthropoda; Insecta; Hemiptera; Aphididae. The transcript is spliced from 7 exons.